AGCAAUGAUACUGGACUUUAUUGACCUGUCCAGUGAUGAUGAUAAGGUGGUUGCACAAUAUGUUGACUUGACUAGUGACGAGGGCGAUUUUGAAAGAGAGCAUCUUGCUUAUGGACAAGGUGAUGCUGCUCAGGGCAUAACAUUUCUUAAACAGGAGUUCGUUGCAGAUGAUGGACAAGCUGAAGCUGCCCAGUGCACAGGGACAUUACAGAUGCAAGAACUUGGAGCAUAUGAUGGACAAGCCAAUGCUGCCCAGAGCACAAAUACUAUGCAAGAACUUACUGUAGAUGAUGGGCAAGGCGAUGCUGCCCAGGGCACAGCGACAUUACAGGUGCUGGCUCAGAAGACAAAGGAGGCAGAGAUCACGGAACAGAAUUUGCUGCCUCAAGCCAUCAAAAUCAAUGCAGAGCAUACUGAAUCUGUGCGCAAAGACCUUCUGAGAGUCCAUGAAAUGAGAGAUGGCUCCAUGACAGGUUGCCUCCACUCAGUUGGGUCUGAUCUUACUUGUACCUGGGAGCUUCCAGAGCUGCAGCAGAAUGUGUCCAUGCAGAGCGGCCAAGAAGCUGCGGCAGUGGACAAGGAUCCCAGGACUCCUACAAGUGUGCGUGAGCCGGCUGUGCCUGUUUGUUCCCUGGAGAGUGGAGUGCUUGAACAGGGAAUCAAAAAGUCCAUAACUGGUGCUGAUGAGAUGCAAUCUACCCAGGAUAAGUGCUCCAAUGGGGCUGCAACAAAGGGCAAAGGGAAGGGGACAGAGGUAGCUGUUGGUGAGUCAUCCAGUGGAGCUGGCAAAUGGGUGGUUAGUAAAACAGAGAGCGGUGCUGCAGUGACCGACCCUCUGCAGGCGGCUGGGCGUCUGGUGCAGCAGGCGAAGGCGGGCAACACCAGUGCCGGCAUGGUCGUGGAUGCUGUGUUGGAGCUGUUGGGUGACGCGUUGGGUGUGGCAUCUCCGCUGGCCGGGUCCUCGGACACGGCGGUGGUGAUGGCGCUGGGCGCCGUGUACAAGCAGCUGACAAUGAAGAGGCUCAACGAGGGAGUCGCAGUGGAGACGGCAAGGGACCUGUAG
Molecule: messenger RNA, 1063 nt
Organism: Panicum virgatum (switchgrass)
Lineage: Eukaryota; Viridiplantae; Streptophyta; Magnoliopsida; Poales; Poaceae
Exons: 7
Coding region: 5-1063 (352 amino acids)
Source: RefSeq, a predicted model, not a curated record